Molecule: messenger RNA, 826 nt
Organism: Suillus clintonianus
Lineage: Eukaryota; Fungi; Basidiomycota; Agaricomycetes; Boletales; Suillaceae
Product: GTP-binding protein
Exons: 6
Coding region: 44-826 (260 amino acids)
Source: RefSeq, a predicted model, not a curated record
CUCGGGCGCUCGAAGAGUUCACACACUCUUACCUUCCUCCAUCAUGGUUCCUUCAAGGUUGAGACAGAAGUUCGAGCGCUUCCGAAUCCUCAUCAUAGGAAGAGCGAAUGCAGGGAAGACCACCAUUCUCCAGAGGGUUUGCCAGACAAGGGACAACCCAGUAAUAUAUGACAGUGCCGGGAAACAGAUCGAUGCAUCCGUUUUGGCGGCAUCCAGAGAGCGCGGAGUGCACGAUAUCGAAAAUGAAAUGGUGUUUCGAACCAACCCGGGAUUCGUCUUUCACGAUUCACGCGGAUUUGAAGCGGGAGGACAAUCUGAAUUCAACAGGGUGGAGGCUUUUAUCGCAAGCCGUUCUAAGAAACGAGCUUUAAACGAUCGAAUCCAUCUCAUAUGGUACUGCAUUCCAAUGGAUGAGGAUGGCAGGUCUUUCACGGAAGCGGAAGCCAAGUUUUUCUCUCAGUGUGACACUGGAAGCGCUCCAGUAAUAGUGUUGUUUACUAAAUUCGACGCCCUCUAUGAUGAUAUACAUGCAGAGCUAAUGAGUAAAGGAGUAUCGAGGAAAGAUGCUGACGGACUGGCCCCGAAGCACGCCAGAGAGUCAUUUGCCAACGGGCCACAACUAAAGCUUUUGUACAGCCGCAAGGGCAACCAACGUCCUCCAAAAUGUCACAUAUGUCUACCUGAUAUGGACAAGGAUGAUGCAGACUGCACGCCGCUCAUUAAACACACGGCUGAAACUUUGGACAAUGAUAUGCUCAGACAGCUGUUUGUCUCCACUCAGCGGACCAACUUGGAGGUGUGCAUCAGAGACGCAGUCGAAAGGUGA